Molecule: messenger RNA, 1585 nt
Organism: Lates calcarifer (barramundi perch)
Lineage: Eukaryota; Metazoa; Chordata; Actinopteri; Centropomidae
Exons: 4
Coding region: 254-1276 (340 amino acids)
Biological process (GO): lipid metabolic process
Molecular function (GO): phosphoric diester hydrolase activity
Source: RefSeq, a predicted model, not a curated record
AAACUCACCCCUGUACUCGCACCCCGCGCUAACGUAGAGCUCAGCUCCUCCCCUAUGGUAUUUCCCACAAUAACAACCCGGGUCGACACACUGCCUCUGUCAUUUUGUGUCUGGCCCCUCCACUCCUCUCCCUGUCCCUCUUUCUACCCCUCAUCUCCAGGGACCCUGACCAGUCCGAGGACGAACACCUCCUGGUUUCACGUAUGAACUGGACCGGACGAAAGCAGCACAUCAGCAGAACUGAGAAAUCAACAUGCGCAACAUCACAGGAUGCCCAGUGAAAAUGCAGAGGAUGUUAAGUGAGCUGAUGUUCCUGCUGGGAGUCAUUGGUUUGAGUUACGGUGCCAUUCAGAGGCCUGACUAUGAUGAUACACCCAACCCAGAGUUCCUCAACCCGUCCUGGAUGGCCACUAUCCCUGAUGACCAGCCGUUGUCUGAGGUCACCAUGCCAGGGACCCACAACACCAUGGCCCUGUACGGAGGCGUGUACGCCGAAUGCCAGACAUGGAGCCUGGCCUCUCAGCUCCAAGCAGGCGUCCGCUUCCUGGAUGUGCGCCUGCGUCACGUCAAGGGGAACCUCACCAUCCAUCACGGGGUGUCCUAUCAGCGCGCCCACUUCGGCCAUGUGCUGGAGGGCGUCACUGACUUCCUGCGAGAGUAUCCCAGUGAGGCCGUGCUGAUGCGUGUGAAGGAGGAGUUCAGUGAGACAUAUGACAUCUACGGUGCUGUGGUGGACUACAUCAACCGAUACGCUCACUGGGACCUGCUGUGGCACAGCCGGCUCGUUCCAACCAUGGGAGAAGCCCGAGGGAAACUCAUCAUCCUGCAAGACUUUUCUGGGCCAGACUUAGGGAUGCGUUAUGGAUCCAUGGACAUAGCAGACAACUGGAGGGUUCCCACACUUCUGCACGUGGAGGAGAAAUGGCAGAGCGUCUAUGAACACCUGGAAGCUGCACCUACAGGAAACAAGGCCCAGAUCUUUCUCACCUACAGCAGUGGAGCUGGAGUGUUUGCUUACCCUAGAGCCGUCGCUCAGCGCAUCAACGCACAACUGUACGACUACCUGAGGGCCAAGACAGACCUGAACCAGCGCCUCGGUAUCAUAUGCAUGGACUUCCCUGCCGCACCCAUUAUUCAAAUGAUCAUUGACUUCCAACUAAAAGUGGACGUAAAGAGAAGACAGGCCUUUAAUCCAAUUCCUAGCAAGGCAAGUUUGAAAUAUACAAUUUCUUCACUGAGAGAGAAGAUGAAUAAACAUUUUAAUCUUAGUGUCUGAAAAUAAGCAUGUGCAGGGAACAGUAGACUAAUUAAUGACUGUACAACCAAUGAGGCAUCACUCUGGCCACCAGAUACAGAAGUUGUAGCUUGGAUGCAAUAGUGUGGUCUAACCACACUACUGUAAUGAAUAGGACAUGAAUUAUACCUCAGUUGAAACCUCACCAAAGUCAAAUAAAUAUAUGUGAAAUAAUAUUUUUCACAUAUUCACACACUAGUCAGGUCAUUUGGUUGUUGUAUUAAAGCCAAAAUAAGCCAAAUAAUAACUUUGUACCAUCCUAGCUGGAAAAAUAAACAGUCCAACACUUGA